AUGAAGUUGCCCCACUGGUCAGAGGCAGUUGAGCAGAGGCCUAGUUCCGUCUCACACGAAAAAGGUAAUCCGGAUAUAUAUGCUUUAGUGACAGGCACAGAUAUGACUCGUAGAACUUCAAAGGUUAUGUUGGAUAUGAUGGUCAUAGAUGAUUCUGGGUCACGGAUUGUGCUUAUGGCACUAAUGGGGAAGAAUAUGGACAUUUGCAUUUCUGUCGCUUAUGGGACAGAUGCUCAUCUAGGCAGAUUUUGGACUUUUACUAUUGCAUGGAGCUAA
Messenger RNA from Dovyalis caffra, 276 nucleotides. Lineage: Eukaryota; Viridiplantae; Streptophyta; Magnoliopsida; Malpighiales; Salicaceae. The record is from the annotation of a GenBank genome assembly.